CCCACCCUUUUUUAAAGUGACCGGUAGAACAGAGGCGACCUCGACUCGGUUUUAAACCUUAGCAGUAGAAAACGCUUCGCCCUACCACUUUGUGAGUGGGUGCAGGAGGGGCAAGGCCCGCCCCUUUUUAAGGCGACCUGCGGUGAGCGGGGUUAGGCCCGCCCCUUCCUUCUUGCAAGAUGCCCAGGAGAGCUGGGGUCUUCCUCCUGGGCUGGACCCUUGGGGCUUAGGCAAACUGCUUCAGAGCUUGGGCCUUUCGUCCGAGUUUGGGCCUUUGUUCUGCAGUCAGUGACCCUCCUUGUGGCCCAAGGAGCGGAACUAGGUAACCAGAAUGGAGCUGUGGCCAGGGGCAUGGACGGUGCUGCUGCUGCUCUUCCUGCUGCUGCUCUUCCUGCUGCCCACCCUGUGGUUCUGCAGCCCCAGUGCCAAGUACUUCUUCAAGAUGGCCUUCUACAACGGCUGGAUCCUCUUUCUGGCUGUGCUCGCCAUCCCUGUGUGUGCUGUGCGCGGACGCAACGUCGAGAACAUGAAGAUCUUGCGUCUGAUGCUGCUUCACAUCAAAUAUCUGUAUGGGAUCCGAGUGGAGGUGCGAGGGGCUCACCACUUCCCUCCCUCGCAGCCCUACGUCGUCGUCUCCAACCAUCAGAGCUCCCUUGACCUGCUUGGGAUGAUGGAGGUACUGCCUGGUCGAUGUGUGCCCAUUGCCAAGAGGGAGCUACUAUGGGCCGGCUCUGCCGGGCUGGCCUGCUGGCUGGCUGGAGUCAUCUUCAUCGACCGGAAGCGCACUGGGGAUGCCAUCAGUGUCAUGUCUGAGGUUGCCCAGACCCUGCUCACCCAGGAUGUGCGGGUCUGGGUUUUUCCUGAGGGCACAAGAAACCACAACGGCUCCAUGCUGCCCUUCAAACGUGGCGCCUUCCACCUUGCAGUGCAGGCCCAGGUACCCAUUGUCCCCAUUGUCAUGUCCUCCUAUCAAGACUUCUACUGCAAAAAGGAGCGCCGCUUCACUUCCGGGCGAUGUCAGGUCCGGGUGCUGCCCCCAGUGCCCACAGAAGGGCUGGCACCAGAUGACGUCCCAGCUCUGGCCGACAGAGUCCGGCACUCCAUGCUCACCAUUUUCCGAGAAAUCUCCACUGAUGGCAGGGGUGGGGGUGACUAUCUGAAGAAGCCUGGAGGAGUGGGCGAGGCCCGGCUCUGAGCCCCUCUCCCGUUGACCCCCACCUUCCUCCACACACCUGCCAGCCCAGUGGGUUCUGAAGCAGGACCAAGCCCUCUUCCUCGUUUACUCUCUCCCCACUCGGUCUCCUCUUUGGAAUCUCCAGCUUCCAAAGUGAAUGUCUCUGCCCCUUCCCAGCUCCCCUCAUGGACUCUUCUUGCCUCGGUGCAGUCUCCACCCUGACCUUCACCCACCUCUUGUGCCAUCGAGUCUGUGGGACCGUUGCCUCCCCCUCAUCUCCAGUGUCUCAGCCUACACUUGAGUGGAAGCACUCCAUCCUGUCCCCCGGGGACCUUCUUCCUUUGUGGUCUUCUCUCCCUCUCCGCCCUACAUUGGCCAGUGGACUCAUCCAUUCUGUGGAACAAUUCCCCACCUCCACCCCCAGGUCCAUGGAUUCACUGGACUCAUCCGUUUGUGAGGAGGACCCCUCAUGCUGUGCCUGGAAGCUUACGCCUGGAACACUCCUCCCAGGCUCCUCCUGGGAGUACUCAGCACCUCACCCUCCCUCCGCGGAGCCUCCUGUCACAGAGGCUGGGCUCUCCUCACUCAGAGGUCUCAUUCCAGCCCAUGCCCAGGUGCCCUGGACUGAGCACACAUCUGAAUGCCAGUUUGGUCUUCACAUUUCUGCUUCCCCUGCCCGGUGCCCUGCCCCACCCAUCCCGCUGCAGCCCUGCUGUACCACUCUGACGAGACAAGGGCAAGAGGCCGUAGCGGUGCCGCUCGCACUGCUCCUUGGGGGCUAGGGGAGAGCACUGAACUCUGGCUGGGGGGUGGGAGGGCUUUUAAUUUAUUACUCUUUUUUUUAAGGUUUCCCUCUGAGCCAGUUUUCAUUUCCUCCCAUGGCAUUAGCCACCCCCUGCCUCCCAUCCCAGACCUGUGUCCACAACAGGAGGGGCUGGGAGCAAAAGGAGAGGGUGGGACUCAGUUUUUCGUGGUUGGUUUUUAUUAAUUAUCUGGAUGACAGCAAAGAACCGAGAAUAAAGAUUGCGAGAGAUCUGUGUG
This is a messenger RNA of Molossus molossus (Pallas's mastiff bat), 2215 nucleotides long. RefSeq names its product 1-acylglycerol-3-phosphate O-acyltransferase 1 (gene AGPAT1). Gene Ontology annotation, molecular function: 1-acylglycerol-3-phosphate O-acyltransferase activity. The record is from RefSeq and is a predicted model, not a curated record. The transcript has 7 exons. Lineage: Eukaryota; Metazoa; Chordata; Mammalia; Chiroptera; Molossidae. Gene Ontology annotation, biological process: phosphatidic acid biosynthetic process. Gene Ontology annotation, cellular component: endoplasmic reticulum; membrane. The coding region runs from base 332 to 1195 and encodes 287 amino acids.